Messenger RNA from Colletotrichum acutatum, 1200 nucleotides. Its product is annotated as DNA repair protein rad10. Bases 1 to 1200 code for a protein of 399 amino acids. The record is from RefSeq and is a predicted model, not a curated record. Lineage: Eukaryota; Fungi; Ascomycota; Sordariomycetes; Glomerellales; Glomerellaceae. Gene Ontology annotation, cellular component: nucleus; ERCC4-ERCC1 complex; nucleotide-excision repair factor 1 complex. The transcript is spliced from 3 exons. Gene Ontology annotation, molecular function: damaged DNA binding; single-stranded DNA binding. Gene Ontology annotation, biological process: mitotic recombination; UV-damage excision repair.
AUGGAUGACGAUUUCGGUGCCGACGAAGACUUCCUAGCCGCUCUCGCAUCGUCGAACCCGGCACCUUCACGCCUCGAGACUCAACCAUCUCGUCCCCGUGUGCAGCAACCGACGCCGCAGAAGAUACAGCAGCCGACACCACAGCGCUUGGAUAGACCGCCGCCCGCAAAUGCUUCUGCGAGCGGCAAGAUUGUCCAGCCGACACCCCAAGCCCUUCCCCAGCGAGGAUCCGGCUCCGCCAUUCUUGUGUCUCCACGGCAAAGGGGCAAUCCGGUGCUCGCAUCUCUCAAGUCGAUGCCGUGGGAGUACAGCGAUAUUCUAGCUGACUACGGUCUUGGUCUGACGACAUGUGCAUUGUUCUUGAGUCUGAAGUACCACCGCCUCCAUCCCGAGUACAUCCAUACGAGAAUCAGGAAUCUUCAAGGGAAAUACAACCUACGUCUCGUACUGACCAUGGUCGAUAUUCCGAACCACGAGGAGGUCUUGCGCGAGCUGUCCAAGACCUCUUUGGUCAACAACGUCACCCUCAUUCUUUGCUGGUCAGCCGCCGAGGCCGCGCGAUACCUCGAGCUGUACAAGUCUUACGAGCACGCCAACUUCAACGCCAUUCGUGGUCAACAAGCGUCGACGUAUGCCGAGAAGCUCGUCGAGUUCGUCACAGUUCCCAGGAGCGUCAACAAGUCAGAUGCCGUUGCGCUAGUCAGUAACUUUGGUAGCUUGAAGAACGCAAUCAAUGCCAAUCCCGAAGAGAUUGGUCUGCUCGCCGGCUGGGGAGCUGUCAAGGUCAACAAAUGGGUCAAGGCUGUCGAGGAGCCCUUCCGAGCACAAAAGUCUGGCAAACGACAGCUGGAUCGAUCGGACCGCACCGAGGAUGGGAGGCCGUCGCAAGCAUCGAGGUUGGAUCAAGCUGUGCCUCUCAGCAGAGUUCCGCUUCGCGAGAUGUCAACAAGGGACUCUUCCCAUGGCUCACCUGCAGUGAGCACGCCAACGACAACCCAGCCCAAGAGACCUGCGGCCUUGGAGAGAGGCAAUCCAGAUCUGGACGAAGAUGAUGAAGAGGCGAUGAUCGCCGCCGCUAUUGAGGAAUCAAGGCGGACUGCUGAGACGCAGACGAAACAAGUUGACAGCGCAGGUGCCAAAGACGAUGCACUUACAGACGGGGUCGCAGCCGCACUCGCAAAGUUGCGGAAGCAGGGCUGA